Molecule: messenger RNA, 582 nt
Organism: Lichtheimia ornata
Lineage: Eukaryota; Fungi; Mucoromycota; Mucoromycetes; Mucorales; Lichtheimiaceae
Exons: 2
Coding region: 1-582 (193 amino acids)
Biological process (GO): tetrahydrofolate biosynthetic process; dihydrofolate metabolic process; folic acid metabolic process
Cellular component (GO): mitochondrion
Molecular function (GO): NADP binding; dihydrofolate reductase activity
Source: RefSeq, a predicted model, not a curated record
AUGAAGAAAAAUUUUGCUCUCAUCGUGGCUGCUACAGAAGAACUCGGCAUUGGCGUCAAGAGCAACUUGCCAUGGCGUCUUCCAAAGGAUAUGGCCUUCUUCAAGCAGGUGACAAUGCACGUUCCGAAGGGAAUGCCGGCUGAUGCCAAGAAUGCGGUCAUUAUGGGUCGCGUCACAUGGGAGUCGAUUCCACCCAAGUUCCGUCCGUUGGCUGAUCGUAUCAAUAUCGUCAUUUCACGGGAUGCAAGCUACGAUGUUGAAGGGAAGGCUACGCUUCUUCAUAGCUUGGAGGAUGCAUUGACGAUGGCGUCGGUUGAAGCACAAGGACGCAUUUUCGUGAUUGGAGGUGCACAAAUCUAUCAGUUGGCAUUACAACAUCCUGAAUGCACGCAUAUUCUUCUCACUCGUGUACGAUCCAAGGUUGAUUGUGAUACGUUUUUCCCAGCAAUUCCUGAAGACAUCUUUCGAUUGGCAUCCCAUGAAGAAUUAGAAGCCUAUGCUGAACAUCAAGUACCCCAGGGCAUUCAGACACACAAGGACAUGCAAUACGAGUUCACUCUAUAUAUCCGUCGUUCAUUAUAA